Musa acuminata subsp. malaccensis (wild Malaysian banana) is the source of this 1379-nucleotide messenger RNA. Its product is annotated as membrane-associated protein VIPP1, chloroplastic. Lineage: Eukaryota; Viridiplantae; Streptophyta; Magnoliopsida; Zingiberales; Musaceae. The record is from RefSeq and is a predicted model, not a curated record.
GGUUCGCAGUGUGGCCCGCACUCCGUGGGUUCCGCUUCCGCAAUCGAGUGAGGGAAGAGAAAUCCGCAUCAAUCGUCGCUCACGAUUAGGGAUUUGUGAUCCUGUUCUCGUCGUCUCGGUGGAAGGGGUUUGGUUUGCUGCUGAGGAUGGCGAUGAAGGCGUCGUUGAGCUUUGCGCCACCGUCGUCGUCGUCUUGUGCUUUCGGGGCUCCUUCGCGUCGGGCUCUCGUCUUGAGCCGAACGCUCGGGACCUCGUUCUUUAACGGAGGAGUGGGAGCCCUUAAAGCCACAGGAAUACAUACGUUGAGAAUCAAGCGUUUAAAAUGUAGCCGACAUGGUGGAGGUGCUCUUGGUGCUCAAAUGAAUUUAUUUGAUCGGUUAGCUAGGGUAGUCAAGUCAUAUGCAAAUGCACUCUUGAGUACUAUGGAAGAUCCAGAAAAGAUCCUAGAGCAAGCUGUUCUCGAAAUGACUGAUGAUUUAACAAAGAUGCGCCAGGCCACAGCACAGGUUCUAGCAUCUCAGAAACGGCUGGAGAACAAAUAUAAAGCUGCUCAGCUGGCAUCUGAUGAGUGGUACAGAAAGGCUCAGCUUGCUCUUGCAAAAGGAGAUGAGGACCUUGCACGUGAGGCUCUUAAGAGGCGAAAAUCUUAUGCUGACAAUGCAAGCUCUUUAAAAGCUCAGCUUGAUCAACAGAAGGGUGUAGUUGACAAUCUUGUUUCGAAUACUAAGCUUUUGGAGAGCAAGAUACAGGAGGCCAGGUCAAAGAAAGACACCCUAAAAGCUCGUGCACAAUCAGCAAAGACUGCAACAAAGGUCAGUGAGAUGUUGGGAAAUGUGAACACAAGCAGUGCUCUUUCAGCAUUUGAAAAGAUGGAGGAAAAAGUUAUGGCUAUGGAAUCCCAAGCAGAGGCCCUUAAUCAGUUAACAACAGAUGAUCUAGAAGGGAAGUUUGCAUUACUUGAGAGUUCAUCAGUGGAUGAUGAUCUUGCAAAGUUAAAGAGAGAGUUGUCAGCGAGCUCACCGAAGGGAGAGCUUCCUGCUGGUCGAACUGCAGUUAGCAGCUCAAAUGCCUCUUCAGCCUUUCGCGACAUGGAUAUCGAAAAAGAGCUCAACGAACUAAGAAGAAAGGCCAAAGAGUAUUAGGCUUAUCUUUGUAUCUUGUGGAAACUCUGCACGUUUGAUUGAAAUAGAGAUAUUUAGAUUAAUCAUUAUAAUGCUUUCUGUCAUGCAUCACAGAGCUUAUGAUUGCAAUCGAUCUCAGUGGUCAGAUUUUUCCCGCUUUCGUGUAUUGAGGGUGUAUGAGUAGCAACAUAUAGAUGCAAAUCUUAUAGGAACCCUUUUUUAUUAUUAUCAAUGAUACUGUAUAUAUUUUUGGUCCUA